UGCACAUCACUACAGUAACGUUAGAGCGGGAAGUCCGGAAGUAAUUUCUUCACCAAAGGAACAACAACAUCCGCGGGCUAAAUUUGAAAUAAAUAUUUGUCGACAAUUGCUACAUAUUUUUCAAGGUUGACCCCACCGCUCUUACGAAUGAAUCCGUGGGACAUUGCUCCAUAUUCAGUGACACCAGUUGCAAGUCUUUUGACCAGAUGCGUCGCCUCGGGUGUUCUUUCCCAGGAGGAUGUUGAUUCUGUCCCUAGAGAACCCCACGUCUUUUCCCCACAUCUCCUGGAAGCUGAACAGCUCAUCACUAUGGAACGGGAGCUUGACAAGAUCAAUCUAGAAAUGGAGUUGUUGAAGUUGGAAAAAGAAAGCGCAGAUGUCACUCACAAAUUUUAUUUGAGUCAAAGGUUUACAUCAUUGCAGCAAUUCACCUCCCAUCUGCAAGAUGUGCUGAGAGAACAGGCAAGCCUGCGCCGAAGACUGAUGAAACCACUGUGUCAGACUAACCUGCCCGUAGAGGCAGAUCUUCACAGGUAUGUGGUGGAGGUCAUGAGGAUGGUGGUGGAAUUCAUUGAGAACUUGGAGGCAAAGAUAAGCACUGUUCGUUCUAUUCCCACCAUUGAUGAUUCCAUGAGCAAUCUGAACAAUGGCAUAGCUCAGCUCCUAGCCCAGGUGACAGAGGUGGAAAGACUCUCUAAACAGAUUCUACAGUGGAGAAGUCAAAACAGCAGCACUUCCAUCAAUGACAUCACUACCUGAGAGCAAAGUGAGUCCCAAUUCUUCACCUUUUUCCUGAAGUGUGCACUUGCCUGUCAUGGAUUCAACAAGGGUGGAAACUCCCUACAGCCAAUGUUUACAUGAAUCCACUGCUUUCAAAUCCAUUAUUUUAAAUUGUAGUGUGCAAGUAAACACUUUGGGAGAAGGGUGGAGAAUCGGGACGCAACCCAAGUCAAACCUUUCAGAACUCUUCAAUGGACAUUUGUCAGUUAUACAUGACGAGGAUUAUGUGUUCUGAAAAUGUUUGACAAAUGUCUCAUUCAGAGAGAAUGGGUGUUGUGUUACUUUACAACAUUCCCCUUAAUGUGCUUUUUUUAUGUUAAUUUUGAUUCUAACUAAUGGUAUCUUUGUAAAUAAAUCUAUCUUGUUAAUA
This is a messenger RNA of Oncorhynchus masou masou (cherry salmon), 1150 nucleotides long. RefSeq names its product HAUS augmin like complex subunit 2 (gene haus2). Gene Ontology annotation, cellular component: HAUS complex; mitotic spindle microtubule; centrosome. Gene Ontology annotation, biological process: centrosome cycle; spindle assembly; microtubule nucleation. The record is from RefSeq and is a predicted model, not a curated record. Lineage: Eukaryota; Metazoa; Chordata; Actinopteri; Salmoniformes; Salmonidae. The transcript has 7 exons. The coding region runs from base 148 to 759 and encodes 203 amino acids.